Molecule: messenger RNA, 2388 nt
Organism: Trichomonas vaginalis G3
Lineage: Eukaryota; Parabasalia; Trichomonadida; Trichomonadidae
Product: mitogen-activated protein family
Exons: 1
Coding region: 1-2388 (795 amino acids)
Biological process (GO): regulation of mitotic cell cycle; mitotic spindle organization
Cellular component (GO): mitotic spindle
Molecular function (GO): protein binding
Source: RefSeq, a predicted model, not a curated record
AUGGAGCCUAUUUUGGAGAAAGUUGUGGGAUCAGGAAUUAUUUCUUCCUCAGUAUUCACAUCAUAUUCAAAAUCAGGUGUCACUGCAAUUGCUUGCGGUGGAAUUUUAUCAAUAUUUGUUCCAAAAAGCAAAAUUAGAUAUGAUUAUGUAGUAGAUCCAAAAAUUAGGGAGAUUACAGCUUUAGCAUUUUCACCCAGUGGCACAGAUAUAGCUAUAGCCGAAUCCGGACCAAACAGUACCAUUUGGGUUGUUUCAUUUUCGGAUUCAUUUGACAAAAUUAUUUCCACAUAUCCAAUUAAAACAGCACAAAAUGGUUUUUCAUAUAUAGGGCUUACACCCGAAGCUAAAUCAUUAGUUGAAAUCGAUAAUGAAGAGAAACCUUUCUUAUAUUUAUGGGAUUUAACAACACCAAAUGCAUCAGUUAUCGGAUAUUAUCAUUUAUCAGCAAUACCAAAACAUCUACAUAUCUCAUUUGAUGGAAAACUCGCAAUUGUUUCAGGAGAAAAAUUAUUACAAUUUAUAAACAUACAACCAAAAACAGAUAGCAAACAAGGUGAUAAACCAGUCGUUUUACAAUCUCGCAGCGGCGCAAAAGUCAAAUUUAAAGACAGAACCUUUGUAGCUUCUGCAAUCAACCCGAACGAGCCAAAUGACGCUCUCUGUCUUACUAACUAUGGAACACUGGUCAUCUUCGAGAAGGCCGGAUCAAUCUGUUCCCAAAAUACAAAACUUCGGAUGCCAAAAUUUUCGAUUAUACCUGUAGAAUUCAAAGUCAAAGCUACUUCAUUAGCAAUAGACAACAAAAUUAUCCUCAUUGGUACGGAAACAGGCUCCAUUCUUGCUGUCAAAAAAGAUGCAACUCAAUACGUGAUUUUUGGAAGGUUUUCCAUUACAGGGAAGUCCGUUGUAGCCAUAACUCUUAGCAAACGCAUUGUUUCUGCUGCUUAUUCCGAUGGUUCCAUCAUAUUUUGGCUCAGAAAAAUCAAAGAACCUCCUCUUUUAACGAUUUCUAACCAUUCCGGGUCAAUCAACGCUACAAUCACCGAGAAAGAGGGCACAAUGUACACAGCAGGUAGCGAUGGAACAAUUAGGAUCUGGGAUAUCCAAGAAGGCGAAAGAAUUUGCAAACAAAUAAUUGCAAAGCCAGUAGACUUCAAUCAGAGCUUGACAGGUAUCAGAUGUAUCGUAUGUGUUGGAAAUUUCCUUGUUGCAGGUGAUUUUAGAGGUACUUUACAUGUACUUUCGAAAGCAAAUUUAAAUCCAAUACAACAACUACAGAUUUCCAAGCAAGCGAUAACAGCAAUUGCAUCCAACCAAGACACAGUUGUUUGCGGUACUGAUGUUGGUAAGAUAAUUACUUUCCAAGUCGCAUUAACUGGAUUAAUUCAGCUAAAAACAGUAACUCUUAAUAAUCCUAGCACAGUAACAUCAUUAUUAAUUACUGAUGAUGGAAAGAUAAUUGCUGCUUGCGCGGAUGAACUAAGAUUGUUUAAUGGCCAAGAAAUUAAGUCAAUUCAGGCUUCCUCGUUAUCGUUAUCGUUUUUCCCUAACAAGAAAUAUUUUGUUUCGGCCUGUAAUGAUGAUAAUUCCAUGAAGAUUAUUAAAAUUAAUAAUUUUUCCGUUUUCAGAUCUUAUAAUCUGGCAAACGGCUCAUAUCCAGUCAAAGUUUCAGUUGAACCAUCAAGCGGAUUAUUUAUUUCAGCCUGUAUGAGUGAUUCAACUGUUAGAAUUGUUGAUUCUUUCUCUGGAGAACAAAUUUAUGUAAUUUCAUCGAUGUCUUCAUUGAUAACUGAUAUCUCAUACAUAUCAGGUAAUUUUGUCUUAUCAUCUUUCCAAGGUUUCUGUGGAAUUUGGAGACUUCCUGAACAAAUCCAUAAUGCUAUUAAAGAAAGAACAGUUCCAGACGUUCUUAGUUUGCUUAAUGAACAACAUACAACAUCAGCAAACAUGAAGAAUAUGAGAGGAAGCAUAAUGAGAUCAUCAGUUGUUGAUGGAAUGUUCGAAGAGGCCAAAGAAUCAGUCCAAAAUGAUCUGACAACAAUAGAAGAGGCUGGAGAGGAAGAAGAUGACGAAGAACAGAACGGUUCCCAGAAUAUGGUAUUUGAUCAACCAAGACCUUCAAAACAAGGCCAAUACGAGAGCAAAAUUGAUAAUAUUGUGAGAGCUUCCUUUAUAAAGAAAUCUAAAAAAUACGAAAUCGAAGAUGUUGCAACGAAUUUGAAGUCGGUUUUCCAGGAAGCUCUCGAAAUAUUGAAUACAGAAGGAGAUAAAGAAGAAACCAAAGAAUUACGUGAUGUUGUUCAGCAAGCUCAAAGAAAAUGCAUUAAAUCAGAAUGGUUCAAAGAAUUAUUGAAGCAGAACAUAGAUUCUUUUUUGUUGUGUAAAUAA